CAGGGCUCUGGCAGGCAGGUGAGGCAGUCAAACACUUGACAAGACUCUAAUCUGUGUCCAUCUGAAGGAGGAACUAUAGGCUUUAUCGCCUCUAGCUUCGAUCGGAUUGUGUCAAGAUAUGUUGAAACUGGAAAGCGUGACAGGAUCUUAACCAAACUAUCCCCAUGUCGAAUGGGUGGCUGCAGUUCUUGCGCUCGGAUUGGAGUUGUUCUCGGUGGGAGGGUGCGGUGGGGGUCCGUUGCUGAUGCUGGGCAGAUUGCGUUUAUCUCCGCAUCUCUGCUCCGCUACCCUUAAUGCUGCCACUGGAUGGCUGCGCGACGCAGAUCGACGUGAGAUUAUUUAUUGAAGACUUCAUUUGAUUUAAAAAGCAAGAAAACAAAUAAAGCUAACAAUGACAGACAGUACGACUUCAGAUCUGUGUCCUGUUCCCAAUCCGACUAUUGUGGACCCUUCGGCUGUGCGAAACGGACAAUGCGCUGCUGCCCAGGAUCCAAACCUACCCAAACGAGGGAGCCAGGGCGACCCUUUUAAUGUGGACCAGGAUCAGGAGAUGAAAAUCACAGAUAGCGUUGAGGGCCAAGGUCUGUUGGAAAGCAGCAUGCGCCUGAAGCCUCAUGAGGCUCAGAGUUACAGGAAGAAAGCCCUGUGGGUGUCCUGGAUCUCCAUUGUGGUGACGCUCAUCCUGGCAGUGGCAGGUUUCACUGUAUCCUUCAUGAGACACAGUGCUUCAGCAUUUGGAUUUGCUUUUGAUGCGACGUUAGAUGUGCUUUCCUCCAUUAUAGUGCUGUGGCGCUACAGCAACGCUGCAGCAGUGCACUCGGCCCAUAGAGAAUACAUAGCAUGUGUGAUACUGGGAGUGAUCUUCAUCUUAUCAUCUCUGUGUAUUUUGGGGAAAGCCAUCCAUGAUCUGGCCACCAAACUUCUACCUGAAGUGGAUGACUUUCUGUUCAGCGUUUCUAUCGUCAGUGGCCUCAUGUGUGUCAUUCUUGCUGUUGCCAAGUUCAUGCUGGGAAGGAUUUUGACCAGCAGAGCCCUAAUCACUGACGGCUUUAACUCUAUGGUUGGAGGCAUCAUGGGCUUUUCCAUCCUCAUCAGUGCCGAGGUGUUCAGACAUUAUCCCAACGUCUGGUACCUGGACGGAACCAUCGGGAUCCUGAUUGGACUCGUCAUUCAAGCUUAUGGAGUCAAGCUAUUGGUUGACAUGAUACCACGAGUAAGACAAACUCGAAACUAUGAGCGCUUUGAGUAACGCUGGCUCAGAGGAAAAGAAAGGCAUUGUGUGGAUCCAUCUUUCCCUUUUCACUCCUGCUGCUCUCUCAACACACACGAUACCCAAACAAAUCCAGGAAUAACGUGCUGGCAGCCAAAUCAGCAUCAUAUACAUCCAGACCAGCUUCUCACGUCCUCCUUCUCUCAGCACAACUCUGAAGAGAGAAUGGAGGAAAAAAACAAGCAGUUCAAGAAAUUGGAGUCACUGGUUGUGGAGAGUCAUCCCUUUUGUUUUUAUAUUAUGGUGGAAAAUCAUUCAUAUAUACAUUCUAUCGCAUUCUCCCACCUGUUGUCUCCCCAAAUUUGAUGGCAAGGUAUGUUUUUGGUGCAAUAUUGUGUAUAUAACUUCACAGAAAGACCAGCAGUGUUUUAAGAGUGGAGGCAAUACAUAUUUUGGUGAGAAAAGCACACGGAAAUAUCCUGGUAGGCACAAUUAAAAUGUAGUUUAAAAGCACAGUUUGGGGUCAGAAACAGAGUUAUGAAAUAUUGAUUGAUUUUGAAAAAUAACUUUAAUAUUAAGAGGAACUAUAUCUGCCACAAAUGUACAAUUUAAAAUAACACCUUAUGAGAUGAGAUAAUAGUCAAUUUGACUAACCAGCACAAACUCCCUCAAAAUGAGACAUUUACAGGAUUUAAAGCUGAUUUUAUCGAACCACAAACAAACAAAAUGACAGAUUUUCAACAAAUCUGAUAUUGUAUUGCUACUUCUUUGUACUUUGCAAUCCAAUGCAAAAUAUGUCCAUUGAUAUAUUUUGCAGCUCUGUAUUUGUCUUAUUUGAAAUCAUCAAUCCGAUGGUUUCUGUGCAAAGUUUAACAAGUGGUUCCUUGCUUUGUAUUGCUAUUAUUUUUGUUUGCCUCUUGCAGUUAAAUUCAUUUCUGUGUGCCAAACAAGAGUGAUAUUAGAGAGGCCUGAAGAGUCGUCUGAAGUAGAAUUGAUUGAUUUGGGCUCCAGAGGACAGAGUGAUUGAUUGGAGUGUUGUGGUGGGUUUUUGAGGGAGGUCAUCUUAUUCCACAGUUAAGAGCAAAAUAUUGGAAAAUCAAAGCACAUUUUAGUUUCUGCAUUUUUAACAAUUCUAAUGUAUUAUAUAAUGGCUUUUUGCUUGUUUUUUUCCUAUAGAGACAGAAGCAUGAUUUAUAGGUCAUUUGUGACUAUAAAUCACGAGUGUCUAAACUCGGUCCUGGAGGGCUGGUGUCCUGCAUGUUUUAGUUCCAACCCCAAUUAAACAUACCUGAAUCAGCUAAUCAAGCUAUUUCAAGGCAAGUGUGUUGAAGGAAGUUGGAGCUAAACUAUGCAGGACACUGGCCGUCCAGGAUGGAGUUUGGACACUCCUGCAAUAAAUCCACACUAUUGUUUAAAGGUUUGGGGUCAGACUUUUUUUCUUAAAAAAGCAUUAUUAUGAUCAAAAGUGAUGCUAAAGACAUGUACCAUUACAAAAAAAAUGUAUUGCAAAUAGAUACUGUUCAUUUAAACUUUCUGUUCAAUAAAUAAUAAUGGAAAACAUUAAUCCAAAAAAAUCUAUGGAUAAUUGAGCUUGAAACUUGCAUAUUAAAAUGAUUUCUGGAGAAUCGUGAUUCUUGAAUGCAUCUGAAAAUUCAGCUUGCCCAUCAUGAGAAAAUUUUCCACUAUCACUUUAUAUAUAUAUAUAUAUAUAUUUUUUUUUUUUAAUCAAAUUUUUUUUUAAUUGUACUGACUCCAAACUUUUGUAACAUUAGUGAAUUUUAAAUGUAUUAUUUUUUUAACAACUACCAGAUAAAAAAUUUACAAGUUAUUAAUUGACAUAUUUUGCAUAACUCACUUCCCAAGCACAGAAGUAUGCGAUUUAAAUGUAAUACUCUAAAAUAAUCUUUCUUACAGCGUACACUUUGCCACUGCCCACUCCAAGUACAUUAAUUCUUAUUCCUGUUACAGAUAAACAAAGUUUGAUGUUUUUAAGCAAAUGAGCCCUGUGGCAGAUAUUUUACUGGUUCAUCUUUUACAUAAUCAAUUCUCAGCAUCAGCUAAUUUUUUUUAUAAUUUGUGUUUUUUUGUCCCGUAUAAUUGGGGCGUAAAUAAACCUGAAUGUAAACAGCUCAACUGCUGAUGUUUCUCACAGACAAUCACGAGUCCACCAAGAGCUGCAGCACAGACUCCCAAAGCCUUUUGUCUACUGCUCAAUGUGAUCUCAUCUGAAGAGGGAAGCAGAUUACUUCAUAUGUACAUUCUUAUUAUCAUCAUAUUAAUUUUGUUGGUUCUAUUUAUUACUGAUUUUUACUUAAGUGAUGCAUUUGGUGUGUUUGUAAGGCCCAAUUUGUAGUUUUCACUCAUGUGACUGGAAGGCAAAACAUUCAUAAACUACAGACGUGUCAAUUUUUGAAAACUUCUAGAAGAAAAACAACUAAAUGUAAACAGAUUGCAACUUUUGGACAUAUAAUUCACAUACAGCGCAUGCUCAAUAUAUUAAUCUCCAAAAAAAAAAUUGUAGUGUAAUAAGACCGCAAUAAUCAGUUUAGAUCAAUUUUAAUUUGAUAGUCAAUAGAACAUAAAUGCAGCAGGUGAACCCUGAAUAUGAACACGCUCUCUUAUAUCAUUAAGCAAAAUAAUUCUUUUUUUUUAUAAUCCCAGCAGACACCUUAAUGUCAAAACGACAUCAAACUGACAUUGACAUAAAAAAACACAUCUUAAAUACUAAUUAAUUUGAUGUCAGAACCUUGACAUCCAUAUGACAUUCAUACAUUGAUGCACUAUUGACCACCAAAAUAACGAAAUAACAAACAAAAAUAUUAUAAUAUAAAAACUGAUUUUAUUUGAAAACUUCAAUCACAAAUUUACACUGAUCUUUGUAUCCCUACUAUGUAUCUAAACCACAUUGCUGUCAAAAUGUCAUCAAAUUGACAUCAACAUUGGCAUCAAAAAAAAAAAAAUAAAUAAAAAAUGUAUUACUGUUAGUGUUAGAAAUCAACUUGAUGUCACUUAGAUCAGUGGUUCUCGAAGUGGGGGUCGGGACCCCCUGA
Molecule: messenger RNA, 4260 nt
Organism: Danio rerio (zebrafish)
Lineage: Eukaryota; Metazoa; Chordata; Actinopteri; Cypriniformes; Danionidae
Source: RefSeq, a predicted model, not a curated record